This is a messenger RNA of Acanthoscelides obtectus, 486 nucleotides long. NCBI's taxonomy places the organism in Eukaryota, Metazoa, Arthropoda, Insecta, Coleoptera, Chrysomelidae. The record is from the annotation of a GenBank genome assembly.
AUGGAGUUGAACGAAGCGGUCUCGUUGUGGUUAGCUUACCGUCGCUGGAAGAGACAGAAACGGAGGGAAAAUAGAAUGUACUUAGCAACUGGCUGUUAUUUUGCUGACUUACAUUAUGCCUAUAGAUUAGGAAAAUCAACUGUAAUUGACAUCGUUCAAAAAACUGUGUAUGUUAUUUGGAAUAAGUUAAAAGAUAUAGUAAUGAAAGAACCUUCGACAGAAGAGUGGAUGGAAAUUGCAAGAGGAUUCGAAAAAUAUACACAUUUUCCUAAUUGCAUUGGAGCAGUUGAUGGGAAACAUAUUACAAUUAUAAAACCUUUAGAUUCCGGCUCUAUGUUCUACAAUUAUAAACAUUUUUUUUCGACUGUGCUGCUUGCCAUUACCGAAUUCUUUCAAGUUCUUCAGUCAUCUCUUACUAACUUACGUUCAGGGUUUGUGCAACAGAAAAAUAUGGAGACAUUCGAUAGCACCUCACUGGAAUCUUAA